Archocentrus centrarchus (flier cichlid) is the source of this 2514-nucleotide messenger RNA. RefSeq names its product G2/M phase-specific E3 ubiquitin-protein ligase. The transcript has 7 exons. Gene Ontology annotation, cellular component: cytoplasm. Gene Ontology annotation, molecular function: ubiquitin protein ligase activity. Gene Ontology annotation, biological process: protein polyubiquitination; ubiquitin-dependent protein catabolic process. The coding region runs from base 7 to 1770 and encodes 587 amino acids. The record is from RefSeq and is a predicted model, not a curated record. NCBI's taxonomy places the organism in Eukaryota, Metazoa, Chordata, Actinopteri, Cichliformes, Cichlidae.
UUUCUAAUGGCUUGUGGCAGUAAGCUGGUGUCUCCAAAGCUCCAAGACCGUCAGGAGCUGAAUGGGAUGCUGAUCCCAAAGGUUUUUAAAACCAAAGCCCUCUAUGUAAGGCCAUCAAGGACACUUUUAAGUGACUCAGAGGAAGACAAUGAACUUUCUCACAUCAGCUCCAGAUCAGCAUUAAGCAGGUGUACAACUACCAGAGGCAGUGAUGAUGACUGUUUUGAAGUUGGGGGUCCACAAAUCCAAGCAGGCAUGAGCACCCAAGCCACUAGCAGGGUUACUACAAGGUUUAGCAGUCAUGCUAAAGGUUACAACCCUGUCACUAGCAGCGAUGAUGAAGAUGGCACUAGCACCAACAGUAUUGCCAGGAGUUCUGGUAAAAGGCUAAGAGGAAAGCAAGUAAGUGAUGGCAGUAGCAUUUGUGAUAAAGACUACAUGGCAAGAAGUGAAGGCAACCCUGGUACAAGCAGUCAUAGCGAAGGCUUCAUGGCAAGGAGUGGUGAUGUCCCUGUCACGAGUGCUAAUGAUGAAGAUUACUCUUCAUAUUUAACUCUUGUGGCAUCGCUUUCUGGCGAGUCAUCCGGUGAUGAGGACUUAAAUCAAGCUAUAAUUGCCAGCUUGGAGAGCCACAUUGCUGAAAAGGUCCCAGUGCAAGAGAUACUGCUGGAACUGUCCAGUAAGAUUAGCACAAAACAGCAGUGCAAAUUUAAUAUAAAUCGCUCUGCUGUGUGGGAGGGAGCCUUGCGUGGUUUCCAAAGGCUAUCUUAUGAUCCCAACUUGAUGAUCCGUGUAAAAUUCUCAGAUUAUAUGGGCAAAAAUGAGGAAGGGGUUGAUUUAGGGGGGCCAAGGAGGGAAUUCUUGAGGCUGUUGACGGACACCAUUGCCAGGUCACCCAUGCUUGGGGGAAAAGAAAACUGCAAGAACUUGGCUCUUGACAGUACUGCUCUGAGAGAGGACUGGUACUACACUGCUGGCAGGGCCAUUGCAGUAAGCUUGGUACAUGGCGGUCCACCGCCAAACUUCCUGUCACCAACAGUAUUUUCUCUUCUGGUUGGCAGUUCAGCAAAUCCAGUUAUCGAAGACAUAGCUGACCCUGAACUCUUUGAAAAAGUCAAAAAGGUAUCUCAAAGUACAACCCUUGAGGACCUUGAGAAGUCAAAGGAACCUCUUUUUGACUACUUGGCUAAUGCAGGAUGCCUGAGGCCUAUGCGGUCAAUAAGAGACAAGGAUCUGCUGAUACAUAACAUUGUCAUGUUCCAGGUCAUCCACAGGGUUCAAGGUCCAUUUCACAGGUUUUGUGAAGGUCUAAAAACUCUAGGGGUUCUAGAGAAAAUCAGAAGUCAUCCAGAGAGCUUUCGCCCCCUCUUCUGCUAUGAGCAGCGUACACUGACUGCUGACCAGGUGGAUGAUCUGUUUAGCAUUCAUCUAUCUCCAGAAGGGAGCAACAAGAGAGCUGCUGAGGAGAUGGUUGUCACCUUCUGGAGAGAUUACCUCCAGGAUGCAGAAGAGGAAGAAGGACCUUCCAAAUUACAGAAGAUAUUGGCCUUUGCAACAGGAGCAACUGCGGUGCCACCUAUUGGCUUUUCUCCAGCACCAUCCAUUGAGUUUAUUCAUAAAGGAGAUGACGACUUCUCCUCUGCACCAAUUUUCCCUCUUGCCAACACAUGUGUUAACUGCAUUAGGUUGCCACUGCAUGUUUCAUAUCACUUGUUUAAGGAGAAGUUUGAUUUUGCAUUAGGUAACACUUAUGGUUUUGGCAGGGUAUGAACACAUAAUGCUGUACGAGGUUCUGUUUCUCAGCUUUUGUACUUGUCUCAGCCUCUCUUAAAAAAACAAACCAAAAAGUCCAAAAUUUGUUAGUUGUAUUUUAAAUAAUAUGCUAAUGUAUAUUGUUGCUAGAAAUAAUUUGAGUAUUAAGUUCUUAUGCUCUUCAUAUUUCCCAAAUCACCUGUAUCAGUGAAGGUAAGUUUUAAAGAGGUUUACAAUGAUUGUUCUUCAGUAUUGAUAAGAAAUGUUUUCUUAAAUUUUAGAAAAAUGCUUUUACAAAGUAAUGUAAAAAACAAUGCACAUUUUGUUAUUCACUGUAGAAAAUGUAGAAGUGAAGAAAACACAUCUAUUCCAUGGUUUCCAUCAUUUUCAAGUGGAUUAACUUGCUCAAUAAUGUUCAUUUGGGUCUCAUUAAUGUUGAUGUCAAUAUUUGGAAUUCUAACAUUAUUAUUUGUUUGAAGUUCUGGUAAUGGCCCUUCUUCAUCAAUGCCAUAAUCAUUAUCAACGUGAAAAAUGUCAUUUAUAAAUGGCUGGAUUCUGACACCGUUUGUCACACCUGUAUGCCACAGUUGAAGAGGUGUUUGUCCUCCUUGUGUAGAGAGCCCAUGGUUGUUCCACUGGCUGACAAAUUCUGUUAAAGCCCGUUCAAUCCUUGGCAAAUAAACAUAAUGCAGACAAAAAAGAUGUAGCUCAUUCAGUGAAUCCAAAAUACCAUGUUCUUCCAUAAAGUUAAAAAUAUUAAUA